AGCCGGCGGCCGAGCUGGGCAGCUCCCCGGGCACUGCGAGGGCGAGGAAAGCCCCCCUAGGACCGGCGGGAGAAAUGGAGGAGAACAGCCUGAGAAACAGGAGAGACGACGAGAGGUCCACGGGGAGCAUCCAGGCCAAGGAACCCAAGACCACGAGUCUCCAGAAGGAGGUGGGCCUGCUCAGCGGCAUCUGCAUGAUCGUGGGCACCAUCAUCGGCUCUGGGAUCUUCAUCUCCCCCAAGUCUGUGCUCAGCAACACGGAGGCCGUGGGGCCCUGUCUCAUCAUCUGGGUGGCCUGUGGGGUCCUGGCAACACUGGGCGCCCUGUGCUUUGCGGAGCUCGGUACGAUGAUCACCAAGUCGGGGGGCGAGUACCCUUACCUGCUGGAGGCCUUCGGGCCCAUCCCCGCCUACCUCUUCUCCUGGACCAGCCUGUUCGUCAUAAAGCCCACCUCCUUCGCCAUCAUCUGCCUCAGUUUCUCCGAGUACGUCUCUGCGCCCUUCUACUCAGGCUGCAAGCCCCCCGAAGCUGUGGUGAAGUGCCUCGCGGCCGCUGCCAUCUUGCUCAUCACCACCGUGAACUCGCUGAGCGUGCGGCUGGGGAGCUACGUCCAGAACGUGUUCACGGGGGCCAAGCUGGUGAUCGUGGCCGUCAUCAUCAUCGGGGGCCUGGUCCUCCUGGCCCAAGGAAAUACAAGGAAUUUCGAGAAUUCUUUCGAGGGCGCGAAGCUGUCUGUGGGCGCCAUCAGCCUGGCCUUCUAUAACGGCCUCUGGGCCUACGACGGCUGGAAUCAGCUCAAUUACAUCACGGAAGAACUCAGGAACCCUUUCAGAAACCUGCCCUUGGCCAUCAUCAUCGGGAUCCCACUGGUGACAGGCUGCUACCUUCUCAUGAACGUGGCCUACUUCACGGUCAUGACCCCCACCGAGCUCCUGCAGUCCCAGGCGGUGGCCGUGACGUUCGGUGACCGCGUUCUCUACCCGGCCUCCUGGGUGGUUCCCCUGUUCGUGGCCUUUUCCACCAUCGGUGCUGCCAACGGGACCUGCUUCACGGCGGGCAGGCUUGUGUACGUGGCGGGCCGGGAGGGCCACAUGCUCAAAGUGCUCUCCUACAUUAGUGUCAAGCGCCUGACUCCAGCCCCCGCCAUCAUCUUUUAUGGCAUCAUAGCGACUAUUUACAUCAUCCCCGGUGACAUAAACUCGUUGGUCAAUUACUUCAGUUUUGCUGCGUGGCUCUUUUACGGCCUGACGAUUCUGGGACUGGUUGUGAUGAGGUUCACAAAGAAAGACCUGGAAAGGCCUAUCAAGGUGCCCAUUUUCAUCCCCAUCUUGGUGACCCUCAUCUCCGUGUUCCUGGUCGUGGCCCCGAUCAUCAGCAAACCCGCGUGGGAGUACCUCUACUGUGUCCUAUUUAUACUGAGCGGCCUUAUCUUUUACUUCCUGUUCGUCCACUAUAAGUUUGGAUGGGCUCAGAAAAUCUCGAAGCCCAUCACCAUGCACCUGCAGAUGCUGAUGGAAGUCGUGCCGCCGGAGGAAGCCCUGGAGUAACAAGCUCGGCCUCCCAGAGCCAAGUCCAAGUUGCGAUAAAUUUAUUUUUGUAAGC
Canis lupus familiaris (dog) is the source of this 1602-nucleotide messenger RNA. RefSeq names its product solute carrier family 7 member 9 (gene SLC7A9). NCBI's taxonomy places the organism in Eukaryota, Metazoa, Chordata, Mammalia, Carnivora, Canidae. Gene Ontology annotation, cellular component: membrane. The record is from RefSeq and is marked provisional. Gene Ontology annotation, biological process: amino acid transmembrane transport. Gene Ontology annotation, molecular function: L-amino acid transmembrane transporter activity.